GGGUGGGGGGGAAGUUUAAUGUCACGCUAGGCGUUUCGACAUUGUCCCAUGGACACGGUGCUAUUGAUUAUAUACUGCAUCAGUCACUGCUUGAUUCAGUGGCACUUAUCUGUUACUGAAUACAAUAGCACCUCAAGGACCUAUAGGAUGUGAUGCUUUGCUGUCUGUGUGGAUUAAGGCAGCGUUUCCCUGGCUGUCCUGAUUGUGUGUUAGCAGUGCAAAAAAAGCUGGAUUUGUGGACCGAGGUGCGGCUUGUGACAAGCAAACAAAAAAAAUGCAAGUCUCAAUAGCUUGCACCGAACAUAACUUGAAGCCACGGAAUGGUGAUGACCGGCACCUCAGCAAGCAGAAUUCCAGCAGCCCCAACUUGGGGAAUGGGGCUCGGGCGAAAUUCCGCACGGUGGCAAUCAUUGCUCGGAGCCUGGGCCACUUCAUGCCUCAACAUCACAUCUCUUUGAAGGAGUCGACGGCCAAACAGACGGGGAUGAAAUAUAGGAAUCUCGGAAAAUCUGGACUUCGAGUUUCAUGCUUGGGUCUUGGGACCUGGGUGACUUUUGGAGGUCAGAUCACUGAUGAGGUGGCUGAGCAGUUAAUGACCAUCGCUUACGAGAAUGGAGUGAAUCUGUUCGAUACAGCGGAGGUAUACGCAGCCGGCAAGGCAGAGGUCAUACUGGGAAAUAUCAUCCGAAAGAAAGCGUGGAGACGAUCCAGCCUGGUGAUAACAACUAAGCUCUACUGGGGAGGAAAGGCUGAGACCGAGAGAGGGCUCUCUCGAAAACACAUCAUUGAAGGUUUGAAGGCGUCGCUCCAGAGGAUGCAGCUGGAGUAUGUGGACGUGGUGUUUGCAAAUCGACCAGAUACCAAUACCCCGAUGGAAGAAAUUGUCCGGGCAAUGACCUACGUGAUAAAUCAGGGAAUGGCCAUGUACUGGGGCACGUCUCGCUGGAGUGCAAUGGAGAUUAUGGAAGCCUACUCUGUGGCCAGGCAGUUUAACCUGAUCCCUCCAGUGUGUGAGCAAGCAGAAUACCACCUUUUCCAGAGAGAGAAAAUAGAAGCCCAGCUCCCCGAGCUCUACCACAAAAUUGGAGUCGGUGCAAUGACCUGGUCCCCACUUGCCUGUGGUAUCAUCAGUGGAAAGUAUGAGAAUGGAGUGCCUGAUAAUUCCAGGGCUUCUCUGAAGUGCUACCAAUGGCUGAAGGAUAAAAUCUGCAGUGAAGAAGGGAGGAAGCAACAGGCUAAACUGAAGGAUCUCAUUCCGAUUGCGGAGAGACUAAGCUGCACUCUACCCCAGUUAGCAGUAGCUUGGUGCCUGCGCAAUGAGGGUGUAAGUUCAGUUCUCCUGGGAUCUUCCAACGUAGAACAACUUGUGGAAAACCUAGGUGCCAUACAGGUGCUUCCGAAGAUGUCAUCGCAAACCGUGAACGAGAUAGACACCAUACUUGGCAACAAACCAUACAGCAAGCGAGACUACAGAUCCUAAUUGACUGGUGCAUGGACAGGAACUGCAUGCUUAAAAGUGGGUGCGUGCACUUUACUCACUGGACCAAUGGUAGUUGAUAUGAAUCUAAUGCUGUUUGUGUCUGAGCUCCCACAAGUGCAUGCCCCGCCCGGUAAAUGAGAUGUGCCCCCUUAUACUCAAACGCAUUUAGAUUUCUUCCCAUUCAUUUGGGGCCUUCCUGGUUUUCUUACCAAACGAUGGCAUCUUUCUCUGCAUUGAUCUCCUCUUUACACAACAUAAAAACAUAUAAAAAUUACUGAAGAUAUUACCUUUGGACUGUUAAUCCCAAUCCAAGGCUUGAACAAUUUUUCAUUUGUCGAUUCCUCGCCCGUUGAUUCGCUGUUGUGGACUUGUAUGUACAAUGCCCUGCUCUUGUGCUGAAACCUUUACAGAAAAAGGCUCGACUUCAUGUUGCUGGAGCAAGGUGUGAAUGUGCUUGUUAUCGGUCAAUUGAAACCCAAAGACGCUUUUUUGAUGCUUUUACCAGGUUGUAAAAUACCACAAAAUCAAUGCUCAUUGUAACCGGUUUUAGAAAUAUACAGUACAGUACAGCUGUAACAUAAAGGUGUGGCAGUCAGUCUGGAACAGGCGACAUUUAAACUGGAAAUCUAUUGCAUCAACUACACCUUGUAAUCUAUUAUUAUAUGAGCAUGUGUUUCAAAUACAGGACUGCUGGAUUCUCUUUUCUAACCAAACUGAACGGCUCGUCAAUGACCUAAUGGAUAAAGGCAUUUCCAGGCUGCAGCACUAAGCCAUAACAGAUGAUCUCAACCAGCUCACCUUUUGGUAUUAAUCUCAGCACUACCUUGGGACUGCAACAACAAUAAAUUGCAUUGGCAUAGAACCUUUCAGGUCGAGAGGAGCUACCAAGGCACAGACGAUUAGUGAGUGGGAGUAAUGGGAAAAGAGCGGAGGAUUGGAACUGGUUAGGACAGCUCUUUCGUAGAGCCAGCACGGUCACGAUGGGCCAAAUGGCCUCAUUCUGUGCUGUAGGAUUCUAUAAUCCUAUGGAGGAUGGGGAGGGAGGGGAGACAGAAACUGGGCAAUUUUGGGGGUCGGGAGUAGCCAAAACACAAGUUGAGACAAGAAGCGGGUGGGGGGGGAUCAGUGUCAGUAGGACAGUCAAGCCUGCGGGCCUGGAGCAGGGGGAGGGGAAACACUCUGGAGAACAGCACAAGAAGGUCUGGGAGCUCUGGACACGGAGCUCAUUGCUGACUCCGGGCUCAUUAGAGAUGAGACACGAUAAAAAUAAUAAUAAUCCUUGCAUUUGAUAUAGAGCCUUAUCACAUGGUUG
Callorhinchus milii (elephant shark) is the source of this 2792-nucleotide messenger RNA. RefSeq names its product potassium voltage-gated channel subfamily A regulatory beta subunit 1a (gene kcnab1a). Gene Ontology annotation, cellular component: voltage-gated potassium channel complex; extrinsic component of cytoplasmic side of plasma membrane; membrane. The transcript is spliced from 14 exons. Gene Ontology annotation, molecular function: voltage-gated potassium channel activity; potassium channel regulator activity; transmembrane transporter binding. Lineage: Eukaryota; Metazoa; Chordata; Chondrichthyes; Chimaeriformes; Callorhinchidae. Gene Ontology annotation, biological process: transmembrane transport; negative regulation of delayed rectifier potassium channel activity; potassium ion transport. The coding region runs from base 275 to 1480 and encodes 401 amino acids. The record is from RefSeq and is a predicted model, not a curated record.